This is a messenger RNA of Amoebophrya sp. A25, 3422 nucleotides long. The record is from the annotation of a GenBank genome assembly. Lineage: Eukaryota; Dinophyceae; Syndiniales; Amoebophryaceae.
GUGGUGGCCAGCCAACGCCGAAAGCAUUCAACACGCAUCGACUGAAGUUGUUCAUGUCGGUUUCAGCGCUUUUGGUCUUCCAACUUAAGAAAACGUCGAACCAAAGAUAUCUCAUCCUCUAGCAUUCAUUGUUGUCUCUGUCUCUUCUAGCACAGCAUUAUUUGUUCUCUCUGUUUCUUGUUGUUCUAGUACAGCAUUAUAUUUUCUCUCUCUCUCUCGACCUCCUGAGUAGGUACAUCAAUCAGUCAAUCAAUCAAUCAGUCAAGUCGCUCUGUCUCUUUCUCUCUCUCUCUCUCUCUCCAUCUAACAGCGUGGCGGCGUUAGAGGUAUGGGCUUGCGUGGAAUCGCAGCCCGCGUCAAAGGGUCGAGCAAAUGGCGGCUAUUGGCCAGAAAGCGAUUUUUUUUUUAUGCACACAGUAGAGAAGAGGAUCAUGUGAUAUUGAUAUAUGUUACAGGGCUCAGUGCGGAAGGCCCCCCCGAUCUAACUUUUUGAGGGGGGGCUCCAGCCCCGGGUCCUUUUUGUCGAGGGACUGCCGUGCGGGAAGACCUCCAAACGCCCACCUCCGACCCCUUCCCGCUUCUUGCCUGGACCCUGCAGAGCCCCCAUCCCUCAGGCCGUUGAGGCACCGGGUUCGGAAGGCUUCCGAAGGUGGCAAGGCUGGACCCCCUUGCUGUGUUGCAGGUACCUGACAGACCUGGCAAAGGUGGCAAGGCUGGGCCCCCUUGCCGUGUUGCAUGUGCCCGACAGACCUGGCAAAAGUGGCAAGCUGGACCCUCUUGCCGUGUUGCAUGUACCCGACAGACUUCUUGCUUGCGGGCUCCUCGCUGUGAGAGUUCCUUGGAAGGUGGGAGGCCGCAGGUGGCAAGGCUUGACCCCUUUCGCCGUGCUGCAUGUAACCGACAGAACCCAGACGGGCACGCCUUGCCCCCCCUGCUCCUCGCCUUUGGUCCUCAUUCCCUCGGGCGUUUGGUGGCUGCUGACGCUGCCACAAAUAUGGGGGAUGAGCGCCAAAGGGGCCAGGCCUCGCGACCGUGGCUACCUUCGACGGCUUUCCGCCCCUGGAGGUCGUCCCCCUGAUAGGGUCCAAGAGUCGGGACUCCGGUGGAGUACACGCGGAGAGCCGCCAAGGGCCUCCGGCUCCGCCUUUUGAGGCCUUCGCCCGUGGGCGUCCUUACAUGUCACCACAGCGGAAAAAAGGGCGCGCGGACGCCGCCGCCGCUCCAUCCACAGGGGGGAGGCCUCCCUCCCUGGUACGUAUAUAAUACGGCUUCUUAGGAGGUAGUUAAAAAGCUACAAGUAUAACACAGAGCGAACACAUGCCGAGGAUCAUGGCUCUUAGCAGUGCGUAGAGGAUCAUCAUCACGGCUGUAGGGGAUCAAAAUGCCCCAUUUUCUAGUUCUUAGGUCCAGCAUCAUGAUCACUCCGUAAGAAUAUUGAUACUUAGAUGCUUAUAAUACACCAUUGUGAAGAUUCUUAUCUGUCACUACAAUAAAUUUGUCGUCAACAACAUCUUAGAGACCUAGGUGUAGGUGAUGAUCGAGGAUAUGGAGUCGCACUAGUAUUUUCCUCCAUCACAUACACACUAUCUUAUUGUUUCUGGACGUAAAAACGGAAACAACUAUCUAGGUAAGUACAUGUAAGUGAAGUAGGAGCACAAUUAUCUACAUUUUUUAAAUGAAGUACAACUAGGAGCGCUACGUCCGUCGACGAAAGGCGUGGAUUCCUUUUACUUCUUUUUUUUUGCUGCUCUAAUAUGCGGAUCUUUUGUCUGACGCACAGAAUACCAAGUUUACGAUAGGGAAUAACUAUAUUUCUGUUCUUGAUGUGUUUUUGUUUUUGAAGACACCCGUUCAACUUCAGACUCAGGUGUAGCACCAUAUUAAUUCCCAAAGAGGUACUAGAUGCAGUUAGAUGUAGUUGUAGUUUUUCAACUUUAUGUUUUACGACAGUCACGACUGCAUUCUCGACAAGGAAGUUGAAACUCGACAACAGUCUCCAGACAUUUUCAUUUUCGAGGAGAAACAUGAUUCUAAUGAGUGACUCGAUGUGCAGGAUCCAUGAUCUAAGCUAACCACAUCCCUGGAAUACUUUCAACGUACACGUCUGCCUUCUUCACCUCUAAGAAGUAUCAUCUUUCUCUUGCUGGCGCAUGAUGCAGCGACUAAUAUUGCACUGCCUGAUCCUGCAUAUGCAGCCCCUACGGAAGUAGCGCUUCCUGAUGAAGAUGCUGGUAGGGAAGAGGGAAGCCCGAAGAUAAUAGAUUCUGAUGACACGGGAGGCGCUUCUUACGGAGCUGUGGUGGGCGCUUCAUCUGAGGUGUAACAGUAAGGAGCUUGUAACUGAUGAAGACGCACUCAACGGCAAGGAUGAUGCAACAGUAAAAACUUACGGAGCUGCAGUGGACGCUUCAUCGGAGGCGUAGCGAGCUUAUCGACAAGGAUGAUAGAGCAGGUUACGGAGCUGUGGUGGACGCUUCAGCUGAGGCGUAGCUAGCUUAUCGACAAGGGUGAUACAGCAGUAACUUACGGGGCUGUGGUGGACGCUUCAUCUGUGGUGUAACGCGAUAAUAACAAGUGCUAGAGUAGUUAGAGUUGUUUAGCGAUGCCAUGACAACCAAUCAAUAAUUGGUCUUGGUGGAAGCUCCUAGAAGGUAAGUGAUGAUCUCAUGAUAAGCUGGUUACAACCCUCAGGUCUCUAUACUAGGACUGACUGGGUCUCCUGUAUUACGAACGUUUCUUUGAAAUCCGCAGGAUAUACAAGUCAAGGAUCAGGAGUGACUCAGUGGGUUGUGUUUGCCAACUCAUACACUUCAUAGUGAAGUAGAUCAAGAUUUUUGUGUCGAGAAGCCUUUUUUAUAUUAUACUCCACCACAAUUAUACUCAUACCCAUACGCUGCUCCUCGUGCUCUUCCUUCUGUGACCAGGUUAGUAGCCACAUCUUAGAAGCAUCUCCAAGUCCUCUGUUCUACAGAAUGCAAAUGCAUUGAUUCCCAGUCCAGUCCAAUCCUAAACAUAACAACACAUAACAAGAACCUUUCCUUCGCGCAUCCAUGCAGCAUGUCAACACAAAUUCAUAGAUGUGAUUAUGAUGUGAUCAACACAAUCACAAACACGACUACAGAGCCCUUGUUAUCAGCACAUGCUCACCUCCACUUCCAACUCUUUCCUUUGCUUGUUCCUGCAAGGUUUCAUCUAGCCUAUACCUUGGUGUUAAUAGUAUCAACGUAAAGAUGAAGAUGGCGUGGUAGAAGGUCGUGCUUCUCGAGAAGAUUCUACAAGGGGCCUAGUAACCUGUGGAAGGUGACGAGUCAUACUCAUAUUCUUCAAUCCUAUCCCAAGGUUGUACUUACUUCUAUUGAAAAUCAAAAUUCAUGUUGCCUCACUCUGAUAUAAUGUUGAUAUUGAAACAUCAUGUUGAACAA